Indicator indicator is the source of this 1212-nucleotide messenger RNA. RefSeq names its product coagulation factor VIII associated 1 (gene F8A1). The record is from RefSeq and is a predicted model, not a curated record. Gene Ontology annotation, cellular component: early endosome. The transcript has a single exon. Gene Ontology annotation, molecular function: protein binding. NCBI's taxonomy places the organism in Eukaryota, Metazoa, Chordata, Aves, Piciformes, Indicatoridae. Bases 1 to 1062 code for a protein of 353 amino acids. Gene Ontology annotation, biological process: vesicle cytoskeletal trafficking.
AUGCUGGCGGCAGCAGGCGGCUCGGGCUCCGGCGCGGCGGGCGGCGCCGGGCAGGGCCUCGGUGGGGACGGGGACUUCCUAUCGCGGUACCGGCUGGUGUCGGCUAAGCUACGGCGGCGGUUCUUGCGGAAGCCGAACGUUGCGGAGGCGGCAGAGCAGUUCGCGGCGCUGGCGCGGGAGCUGCGCGCCCAGGAGAGCCUGCCUUACGCGGCCUGGUGCCAGCUAGCCGUAGCGCGCUGCGCCCAGAGCCUCUUCCACGGGCCCGCCGAGGCGGCCGCCCUGGCCGAGGCGGCGCGGCUCUUCCUGCGGCAGGAGCGGGACCUACGGCAACGCCUGGGGCUGCGCGGCGGCUUCGGAGAACAUGUGGCAGCGGCGCAGAGUUGCGGCGCCUUCGCGGCCCGCUUGCACCUGGAGCGGGGGCAGCCGGCGCUGGCGGCUGGGCUGUGCCUGGAGCUGGCGGCGGCGCUGCGCGACACGGGACAGCCCACCCGAGCCGCCGCGCCUCUACAGCGGGCGUCCGAGCUGCUGACAGCGGCACGGCUUCCCCUGGAGGCCCUGCGCUGCUUGGCUGAACGCGCCUCCUGUUUGCUGUUGGGCCGCGACUACGCCGGCGCGCUGGCGGCGUUGACCCGGGCACAGGCGCUAGCCGGGGCCGGACUGGGUGCUGGCGGGGUACCCGGUGGUGCGUGCCUGGAUGUGCUGGCGCGUUGCGAGGUGUCUCGGGUGCUGCUGCUGCUCCUGCUGCAGCCACCCCCCGCCAAACUGCUGCCUGAGCACGCCCGGACACUGGAACAGUACUGCUGGGAGGCACCCGAGGGCAGUCCGGGGCCCGGGCUCGGCGGUGGCCCCGGGGCCAGCGGAGGGCUGCCGCCGGCGGCGAGCUACUUACCGGCCGAGCUUUUCCUGCUGCUGCAGUCGGCCGUGCUGGCGUGCCAGGAGAAGGACGCAGAGGCGCUGAAGGCCCUGCAGGCUGAGCUGUGGCCGCUGCUGAGCGCCGAACAGAACCAUCUGCUGCACCUGGUGCUGCAGGAGAUGCUGAGCCCCGCCGGACAGGGACUCUGAGUGUCGGCGCGAAUGGCUCUUGCUUUGCUCCCGCGGGGCGGCAGGGCCGGGGUUGGACUGGUUACUUCAGCCACGGUCUCUGUGGGCAUAUACUCUAUUUCCUUAUUUAUUUUUCAUACGAAUUCUGUAACAGAAGCAAAUAAUAAUUGA